AUGUUCGUACUAGCUGCGCGCUCCCAACUUAAUCUUCACGAGAUUGAACUAGAGUUACUUCACGUUAGGGCGUCGAGGUAUUUGUCAGGCAGGUCUUUGUUUGCAGCGGUGCACAUUGAACUCGAGCAUUCUGAUUUGAGUUUGUAUUUGCUUUCUCAGCUGCAGAAUCGGUAUUCCGUUCCUAUAUUUCUAACUAUUAAUAGCUGGGAGAUGAGUGGGUUCACUGGGCCAGAUUCAACUACCGUAUUAGUACCGGUAGAUAAGAGAUACUCAACCAACCACCUUGUAGCUGUCGCAGAUGGGUCCCCGUUGAGGGUUACGCCGAAGUUACAAGCUUGGGAAUAUCUAACUUUUUACUAUUAUUACGAGUACACGCAAUCUAUGGCCGAUCUCGCAGAGUGCUCGUGUUCUUCAACGCUGGCACUUGUGCAAAUGAUCCCGCAACUCAGUUACUCCCAAUUGGCAGGGAUAUGUACUGUUUCUGAAAAGCCUGUUACACUACAAGCAGUCUGGGCCGCUCCAUUGGGGUUCGAGAUAUUAAUAUUCGCUAUGACUUUACAUAAGUGCUUGGAACAUGCAAAGACCCAACAGCUGCAAGUGCCGCUACUUCGGACCUUGUAUCGAGACGGAUUCCUAUACUUCCUUGUCAUUGUAGUGAUGCGCAUCCUCAACCUGGCUCUAUGGAUCGUUGCACCGGUCUCCUUGAUUUACCUCGGAUUAUAUUUUAUCUGGGCCCUCAUAACUCUACUUAUCUCCCGUUUAUUACUUAAUCUCCGGAAUGUUUCGAAUCACACACAAUGGUCGGCAGAAACUGAUGUCAAAGGACUCAGUAUAAUGCAAUUUGCUCCUCGGUCGGAUCUUGACGACGUCCCGAAAUCAAAAGCACCAGUGUCUUCAACCGGAUUCACGAAUUCGACGAGAUUGACAGAUGUAAUGGAGUGGGAAGAAGAGGAAGAGGAAGAGGACAAAGAGGGCCCGGAUUUCGAUCCUGAGGAGAGGCGGGCGAGUAAAAGACGACAAGAGCAGGAUGUUGAAAUUGCCAGCCCUGACGAAGAUAUGGAGAUGGGGCCUAUUCGAAGGGGCAUUACUCGACAUUUCAUCGUUAACGAAGGAGGUUCCGAUCAAGGCGCAUAA
This is a messenger RNA of Rhizoctonia solani, 1134 nucleotides long. RefSeq lists its product as uncharacterized. The transcript is spliced from 10 exons. Lineage: Eukaryota; Fungi; Basidiomycota; Agaricomycetes; Cantharellales; Ceratobasidiaceae. The record is from RefSeq and is a predicted model, not a curated record. Bases 1 to 1134 code for a protein of 377 amino acids.